AAUUCUAUUAAAGAUGACUAGUAAAAAGCAAAAAAUAGGAAUUUACUGUUAAGAUGACCAACAUUUUCAUAGAGGACAGAAGAUCAAAUAUUUAAUGGUGAAAUAAGACAAAGGUUCAAUUUAAAAAAGGUUGUUCUGUGAUGAAUGUUUCCUUGGAAAUUACAAUUCUUAUCAAUAAUAUUGUUGUAAUCUCUAAGAAGUAAAUCUUUAAAUAUAUUCUAAGCUCAUCAAUGGCAGAAUUUAUGAGGCCUUCAAAUAUACUAAAUUUGAUAGUGAUAAAAAAUAAGAGUAUUUUAAUUAUGCUAGAAAUCACUCCCCAUAUUAUGAUGAUAAGUUUAUUGAAAAUGUAUAGAAAUUCCUCUUUAAUUAGAUGGUCACCUCUUUUUAGGAAGAAAUGUUAUAAAAAAUUGAAGUUAUGAAAGAAAAGUUUUUAGAGGAAAUUAAAAAAUAUUUGGAAGUGGUGUAAAGAUGGACUUUAAAGGAUAAUAUUAAGGAAUAUUUUGAAUGUGAUAAGUUUAAGAUAAAAUUACUUGAUGAAAAAUUUGAAAGAAGUCCUUACAAUUUUGAAGAAUUAAAUAUGUUGGCUGAUGAUUAUGUUGAGAAAAUUAAUAAAGAUGAUUAGAAAUUGAAUAUCAAUUUGGCUGAUAUUGUUGAUAAAUAGAAAUAAUUGUAAAUUAUAAUAAUAAAUUAGUUUCAACUUAGAAAAAUUUAAGAAUUGUUUUAAAGAAGUAAUGGAAUAAAUAGAAAUAAUGGAGAAUAGAACAUUUUCUAAUUAUACAUUUUCUUAAUCAACUUUAGCCACCCCUUAUAUAGAAGAUGUUGUUAAAAAAAUUGCAUAAGGUUAAGAAGAAAAAUUCUUAAAAGAUUUAAAAAUAAUUUAUAGGAUGACUCAACAAGGAUCAAAUUAUAAAAAAUUAUAAGAAAAGAAGUAAUAAUUAGAAGGAUCAGAUACAAUUACUAUUAUUUAAACUAAAAAUAAAUGUGUUUUUGGUGUCUAUAAUUGUAUUUAAUAGCGUCAAAAAUCAAUUCUAUUCUAAAUGAAUAAAGAAAAAUUCUUUUAAUUAAAAGAGACAUCUCAGCAGGCUCUUAAAUUAAACUUAAAUGCUGAUUUGAAUAGUUGGAUUUUGAAAAUUGGAGAUGAGGAUAUUGUUAUAAAUUCUACAUUCACUAAAUGUAAAUCUAAUUUAGGAAAUGGUUUUGAUAUAUCUGGACAUAAAAUAUUUGAUAAAAAAGAGUAUCUUUCAGAUUGUGAAUAUUUUGACAUUUACGACAUAGAAAUUUUUGAAACCCCAAAUCUAAACCCUAUCAUAAAUACAAACCCUAUUAUAAAUACAAACCCUAUCAUAAAUACAAACCCUAUCAUAAAUACAAACCCUAUCAUAAAUACAAACCCUAUCGUAAAUACAAACCCUAUCGUAAAUAAAAACCCAAUCCCAAAUACAAACUCAUCCAUACCCAAUUUCCCAAACCAAACACUACCCUCAUUUCCACCACAAGGUUCAUUCAACCCUUCUAACACUAUGAAUUCAUCUACAAGCAAUUCAUAACCGUUUUAACCAAUACCUAACAACCCAUUUCAGACCCUUUAGAAAUGAAGAUUUAACAUAUAAGCA
Messenger RNA from Paramecium primaurelia, 1613 nucleotides. The record is from the annotation of a GenBank genome assembly. NCBI's taxonomy places the organism in Eukaryota, Ciliophora, Oligohymenophorea, Peniculida, Parameciidae.